This is a messenger RNA of Paramacrobiotus metropolitanus, 1022 nucleotides long. RefSeq names its product laminin subunit beta-4-like. The record is from RefSeq and is a predicted model, not a curated record. The transcript has 2 exons. Bases 190 to 804 code for a protein of 204 amino acids. NCBI's taxonomy places the organism in Eukaryota, Metazoa, Tardigrada, Eutardigrada, Parachela, Macrobiotidae.
CACAUGCUUGAUUGAUAGUGCUCAUUGUCAGUGUUACUGUAAACAAGCAUCAACGCUACUGAGGAGUUGCGUUCGUUACUGAGGAAUUGUAUUCUUUUGGUGCUUGAACAUUUCAGGAUGAUAUCGUUUUGUCGGCAUAACUGAAACCUGUGAAUAUAAGGUGAACUAAAGUGCUAUGGAAUAAGAACAAUGCUUCGGUUUACAGCACUCCAAUGGAUUAUUAUGAUACCAGUGUACUCGGUACUGCGGAAUGCGGAGCCGGCCUUGGGAGUCCCGACAGAAAAUCUUUCUGUGUGUGAAUACGGGAUGUACCGCAACGGAUCCUUCGGUUGCGUCAACUGCGAUUGCUUCCGACCUGGAACCAGUAUUCCCCUCGGCAAGAUUACUGCACUCAACAUAGAUUACGACGGUGUACUGCCGUGCGACGCCUUUUCUGGACAGUGUAAAUGCUAUGGAGAACAUACUGGCCGGGCAUGUGAUCAGUGUGCACCGCUCACUUUCAACGACACUUCAGGAGUUGCCGGUGGCCCGCUUGGUCGCUGCAUGCUUUGUAACUGCGAGCGUGAGGCGAGUACAAAUGAUACCUGCGACGCGGUGACGGGACAAUGCACAUGCAGGAACACAAACAUUUUUGGCAGGACGUGCGAUAUGUGCCGGAAAGGAUUCUGCAGUCAUCCCCUGUGUGAGCCGUGCGAGAAUGUUGUCGCUGCGGCACUUUCUGCCGCCUAUCCAGCCGUGCUCAAUGCGACGCUGAACAUUUUUCGUGGUUUCUACUUUACAAUGGCACGGGGUUAUUUUGCAUAACCCAAAAAACGCUGAAAUACGAUGCUUCUCCAUAUUUGUUUAGAUCUGUGGUGGUUUCAGAAGAGGUAAAUAUUCAUUAACCUAAAAAACUGAUAUUACAACUGAAAAAUGAACAGCAACUUCAGAAUCUAUGUACAGUACUGUAUAGUACAGCAUUAAAAAAAUAGCUCUAAGCCCAGAUUAAACCGUGUAUUCAUGUAGCAGCAAGUGCGAGUAAA